UGGAGGCCGACGUAUUGUACGCUUGUGGAUACGCUGAGCGAUUGGAUCAAAAGGAAUAUCAUCAACAUGGUGAAAGUAGACGUCAAGUACACUAAGCUAUUUAUCAACAAUGAAUGGGUAGAUGCUGUCAGCAAAAAAACCUUCCCUACCAUCAACCCACAAGAUGAAACAGUCAUAACACAGGUCGCUGAAGGAGAUAAGGCGGAUAUUGAUUUGGCCGUCGCCGCAGCAAAGAAAGCAUUCCACCGUUAUUCCCCAUGGCGUACCAUGGACGCUUCUCAACGCGGCCUCCUAUUGCUUAAGCUAGCCGAACUUCUAGAAUCCCAAUCUAGAUACCUAGCUGAGCUAGAGACUUUAGACUGUGGAAAACCGGUAAAACAAUCCGAAGAAGAAGUAUACUUUUCCGCAAGCGUGCUCAGAUAUUACGCUGGAAAAGCGGACAAGAUAUUAGGAAAUACCAUUCCUUCAGACGGAGAAGUCCUUACGUUCACCAUGAAGGAGCCUGUCGGAGUGUGCGGUCAGAUAAUACCGUGGAAUUACCCCAUACCAAUGAUGUCUUGGAAAAUAGCACCAGCCUUAGCUGCAGGAUGUACCGUUGUUCUGAAGCCAGCUGAACAAACACCGCUGACUGCGCUCGCUGUUGCCGCCCUGGUCAAAGAAGCGGGCUUUCCACCGGGGGUUGUCAAUGUCGUUCCCGGAUACGGUGCGACAGCGGGCGGUGCUCUUACUCACCACCCAGAUGUUGACAAAAUCGCUUUCACUGGCUCCACUGAGGUCGGCAGAAUCAUCUUAGGAGCUGCUUCAGCUGUUAAUUUGAAACGUGUAACUUUGGAACUCGGCGGCAAAAGUCCGCUGGUAGUUUUCAAUGAUGCUGACGUUGAAAAAGCAGCACAAAUCGCUCACGCAGCGGCUUUCGCAAACGCCGGUCAGUGUUGCUGCGCCGGAACCAGAACGUACGUCCAAUCCGGUAUCUAUGACAAGUUUGUCAAGAAAGCUGCCGAGAUCGCAGAAAAGAGAUCCGUCGGAAAUCCCUUCGAUGACGUCCAACAAGGACCACAGAUCGAUGAAGAAAUGUACAAGAAAGUGCUCAACUACAUCGUAGCUGGUAAGGAAGGUGGCGCCAGGUGCGUCGCAGGUGGAGACAAAGUCGGAGAUAAAGGUUACUACAUCAAACCUACUGUCUUCGCUGAUGUUCAGGAUGACAUGAAAAUUGCCAGAGAAGAGAUCUUCGGCCCCGUUCAAAGCAUUCUCAAGUUCGAAACGUUCGAUGAGGUGGUGGAUCGCGCUAAUGACACAAAUUACGGCCUGGCUGCUGGUAUCAUCACUAACGACAUCACCGUAGCCAUGAGUUUCUCUAAGCACGUUCGCGCUGGAUCUAUCUGGAUCAACACUUACGAACAUGUUACGACUCAGACUCCUUUCGGUGGAUUCAAAGAUUCUGGCCUUGGCAGAGAAUUGGGUGAAGAUGGAAUUAGCCAAUAUUUGGAAACUAAAACAAUUACUAUGCACGUACCGAAGAAGCCGGAGUUCUAAGCGAACCUACGAUUUUAAUUGUGUUACCUUUAUACUUUUGUAAACACGUUUAAAGUUAAUUAUAUUCUUAUUCAUUAA
Messenger RNA from Bombyx mori (domestic silkworm), 1611 nucleotides. RefSeq names its product mitochondrial aldehyde dehydrogenase. The record is from RefSeq and is marked provisional. Gene Ontology annotation, molecular function: aldehyde dehydrogenase (NAD+) activity. NCBI's taxonomy places the organism in Eukaryota, Metazoa, Arthropoda, Insecta, Lepidoptera, Bombycidae.